UAAAAAAUAAAAAUCUCUCCAACUAUUCAACUAAAUCUCUUACUAAAUUUUCUCACUUAAAUCACUCUAUUGAAUCGCACAUCGAUCUUGCUUUAAUUUUCCCACACUUUCCCUCAUUUUCUUUCUCUCCAAUUACCUCACAUCAUCUCCACCACUUUCUACGGAGAUAACGAGCCUCUGGAUUUGUCAAAGAUCUAGGGUUUCAUUCACUCCAAAGACCACAUUUUCAUUAAAAUAUCAUUAUUUUGAUAAUUAAUUUUCGGUAAUUAUAAAUUUUUUCGCAAUCGAUUCGUUGACAUUGAGAAAGUAGAUUUUCGAGCUUCGAUUUGCAACAUCUAGGGUUUUAUCUUAUGUUUUGUUUUCUAACGACUCAAACGAAGUAAUAUAUAUGCGUAUCGAUUUGGUUUAUUAAAGAGUAUGGAAAGUGUUGUCGGAGAUAUGACGUGUUUGGAUGCGGAGUUAUUGCAAUUACCGGAGAUGUCUCCGUUGGCACUCAAAUCGAAUCCGGAGUUUGCACAGAAGCUCUUCGAGCAAUGGCUUUCGCUUCCUGAAGCUAAUAAAUUGGUUACAUCAUUGCUUAAUGAUGCAAAGGCAGGACCCUUGAAUGUCACUGGGAACUCAUCUAGCCCACAUGCUUCCUCAACCAAUCCGUUACCCUCUUUAUUUCCUGCUGGCAGUGCACCUCCACUUUCACCGAGAAGCACAUCUGGUUCCCCUCGUGUGAUGAAACAGAGGGCUGGCCCUUCAAAUUUGGGUUCUCCAUUGAAAGUAGUUAGUGAGCCAGUCAGAGAGUUGAUACCCCAGUUUUACUUUCAGAAUGGCCGCCCUCCUCCAAGUGAACUAAAAGAACAAUGUUUGUUUCGGAUUAAUCAGUUUUUCUAUGGCCACUCGGAUGGUCUGCUUGUACAAGAAUUCAAAUUAAUUACUAAGGAAAUCUGCAAGCUACCAUCCUUCUUCUCCACGGCUCUUUUCAAAAAGAUAGAUGUUGAUAACACUGGUCAUAUCACAAGGAAUGCAUUUGUUGAUUAUUGGAUCAAUGGUAACAUGUUGACAAUGGAUAUAGCAACCCAGAUAUUUUCAAUUUUAAAGCAGCCAGAUCUCAAUUACCUCACUAAGGAGGAUUUUAAACCUUUACUCCGAGAAUUGUUGGCAACUCAUCCGGGAUUGGAAUUCUUACAGAGUACACCUGAGUUUCAGGACAGAUAUGCUGAUACUGUAAUAUACAGAAUAUUCUACUAUAUAAAUAGAUCUGGGAAUGGUCAUCUUUCCCUGAGAGAGCUAAAGCGUGGAAACUUAAUAGAUGCAAUGCAACAUGCUGAUGAAGAAGAAGACAUCAACAAAGUUUUAAGAUACUUCUCGUAUGAACACUUUUAUGUUAUAUACUGUAAGUUUUGGGAGUUGGAUACAGAUCAUGAUUUCUUGAUCGACAAAGAGAACCUCAUCAGAUAUGGUAACCAUGCACUUACCUACAGGAUUGUUGAUAGAGUAUUUUCUCAGGUUGCGAGAAAGUUUACUAGUAAGGUUGAAGGAAAGAUGGGUUACGAAGAUUUUGUCUACUUCAUACUGGCAGAGGAGGAUAAGUCAUCUGAGCCUAGUCUUGAAUACUGGUUCAAGUGUAUAGAUUUGGAUGGAAAUGGAGUUCUCACGCGGAAUGAAAUGCAAUUCUUUUAUGAAGAGCAGUUGCAUCGAAUGGAAUGCAUGGCCCAAGAGCCUGUGCUUUUUGAGGAUAUAUUGUGUCAGAUAAUUGACAUGAUUGGACCAGAGAAUGAGAGCUAUAUUACCUUACGUGACUUGAAAGGUUGUAAACUAUCAGGAAGCGUUUUCAAUAUUCUUUUUAACUUAAAUAAAUUUAUGGCCUUCGAAACUCGUGAUCCAUUUCUUAUUCGUCAGGAGCGUGAGAAUCCUACAUUGACGGAAUGGGAUCGCUUUGCUCAUAGAGAAUAUAUUAGGCUUUCAAUGGAAGAAGAUGUUGAAGAUGCCUCCAAUGGAAGUGCAGAAGUUUGGGAUGAGUCCCUUGAGGCUGCUUUCUGAGUUUAAUUAGUUUUUCUACAGGUGCUCACCGAAAAGCUUCAGAUCUUUUUUAUUUUUAAACCGGGCAUCAUACACAGGAACCUUCAACUCGAAGGAGUCAGUCCUUUGAUGGGGCUGCGCUGAUACCUCUUACCAUCAGAGGGGAUUUCGAGCUUAGCUUGGUGCGAUCUAUCAAACUUUGAUGUACGAGUUGGAAGAAUUUUGAGGGCAUAUGUGUGCAUAAUUUGUUAAAAAAUUAUUGCAGUGAAGCCACGCCGCCUCGUGAUACUGAAAUUUUCUGCACACAGAGUGUUUUGCUGAGGGGAUGAUAAUCAAGUUCAUGCUAAAAGUAAUGUCCAAAACGUGUAUUACAUUAAUUAUUUCUUCUUAAGUUUUCAAUUUGUAAGGUAUUAUUUAUGUCAAUUGAUU
Messenger RNA from Pistacia vera, 2439 nucleotides. RefSeq names its product serine/threonine protein phosphatase 2A regulatory subunit B''beta-like. The record is from RefSeq and is a predicted model, not a curated record. Lineage: Eukaryota; Viridiplantae; Streptophyta; Magnoliopsida; Sapindales; Anacardiaceae. The transcript has 13 exons. Gene Ontology annotation, molecular function: calcium ion binding; protein phosphatase regulator activity. Bases 418 to 2031 code for a protein of 537 amino acids. Gene Ontology annotation, cellular component: protein phosphatase type 2A complex. Gene Ontology annotation, biological process: protein dephosphorylation.